AAUACAAGCCAGGAACGCAACUCAACCAGCAUGCGUCGUAAGCCCGCUGCCUCGCCCUCAACGCAUCAGUCGCGCAAUACAAGCCAGGAACGCAACUCAACCAGCAAACGUCGUAAGCCCCGUGACUCGCCCUCAACGCAUCAGUCGCGCAAUGCAAGCCAGGAACGCAACCCAACCAGCAUGCGUGGUGAGUCCGGUGCCUCGCCCUCAACGUAUCAGUCGCGCAAUACCAACCCGGAACGCAACUCAACCAGCAUGCGUGGUGAGUCCGGUGCCUCGCCCUCAACGCAUCAGUCGCGCAAUACAAGCCAGGAACGCAACUCAACCGGCAUGCGUGGUGAGUCCAGUGCCUCGCCCUCAACGUAUCAGUCGCGCAAUACCAACCCGGAACGCAACUCAACCGGCAUGCGUGGUGAGGUUACUCCGAACCCGUAUGGAAAAAGCAGCGUUGGAGGCAAUUGGAAUCACGGGGGGAAUGAAUUCGGAAUCGGUGACACUUCAGUUGCGGCUGCUGGCCUCAGUUACCUUGCGGUUCUCGCCGUGACCAUCGCCGUGGCGAUAGCGCCUCUCUGA
Molecule: messenger RNA, 573 nt
Organism: Trypanosoma rangeli
Lineage: Eukaryota; Euglenozoa; Kinetoplastea; Trypanosomatida; Trypanosomatidae
Exons: 1
Source: RefSeq, a predicted model, not a curated record